UUUAAAAAGAAAAGCGCUCAUCUUACAGGUAGUUUGAAACGCCACAAAGGAAAAAGACCUGCUUUUAGCUAGCCACACAGUGACCUGGCCUUCACACGGAGAAAAACUAACGCACAAGUUGGACUUUUAGGGAGCCUACGAAGGAUGUGGUUGUAAAAAGAAGUAUCACGACGGCAGCCAGUAACCGAGCUACAUGUACAGAUUCAACAUGCUGCAGGUUGUAUGACUGACAGAUAUGGGGUCAGCGAGAUCAGAUUUGCAGACUUUCACUGUGGUGGCCAUUUCUUGCCUGUUUCUGACCGCUGAGGGUGGAAGGCCGGAGGUGCAAGGAAAGGCUGGAGGUGUGGUGGAGCUGGAGUGCAGUUUUCCAUUAUCAGGCCCGGCUGCUGUGUCCUCAGCGUCCCUGCAUGUGGUGGAAUGGGUUCGACAGGGACUCGACAUCCCUAUUCUGAUCAAAUUUGGAUCCUAUGUGCCUCGUGUCCAUCCACAAUAUGAGGGGCGGGUGUCUCUGGUACGAAUAACCGCCUUGAGGCUGGAGGGCCUGCAGCUGGAUGACCAGGGCUUGUACGAGUGUCGAAUCCUCUUACUGGAUGAGCCUACAGAUGAGCUGCAGAACGGCACUUGGACUCUGCUUUCUGUAACUGCUCCACCGACCUUUAUUGAAGCCCCGCCUCCUGUGUUGGAAGCCCUCGUUGGAGGUCAUCUCCGUCUUCUCUGUGCUGCUGAAGGCAACCCGGCUCCAAACAUCACCUGGAUGAAAGAUGGCACUGUGAUUCAAAGAGCAAAUUAUCAGGAUGGAGCCUUAUCUCUGCGAGCAGUGAGCAUGCAGGCAGCAGGACAGUACGCCUGCCACGCCUCUAACUCGGAGGGAAACGUGACUCGCGUGACGAGAGUGAAGAUCAAAGGUCCACCUGUCAUUAUCGUCCCUCCGAAAAGUACCUCAGUCAAUAUGUCCAAGGAUGCACUCCUCCGCUGUCAGGCUGUGGCUGAUCCCUCCAACAUGACCUACGUAUGGCAGAAAGGUGGAGAAAACGUCUACCACAUAGAGUCUCUGAAGUCCCGAGUAAAGAUCAUGAUAGAUGGAACUUUACUCAUCUCUGGUCUUAUCCCAGAGGACUCCGGGAACUACACCUGCAUGCCCACCAACGGCCUGCUGACCCCACCCACCGCCUCUGCCAUCCUCACCGUGAUGCACCCAGCCCAGGCUCUCAAAAUGCCCCAGAAAACAUACCUUCCCACAGGUAUGGUUGGUGUGGUGACCUGCCCAGCAGCAGCUCAGCCUCCUCUGCUCCGUGUUGAGUGGACCAAAGAUGGGGAACCACUUGACCUCUCCUUGUAUCCAGGAUGGACUGUAACUCCAGAGGGCUCUUUGUCCAUGGCAGCAGUCAAUGACGAUACAGCAGGCGUGUACACUUGUACUCCAUUCAACAGCUACGGCAGCAUGGGAUCAUCAAGGCCAACAACUGUAAUUUUACAGGACCCCCCAUCAUUCAGCGCCACUCCAGAGAAGCAGUACCAGCAGGAAGCUGGUGGGACUCUCCUCAUCCCCUGUCAGGGAAACGAUGACCCCACAGUUAAAGUGACCUGGAGCAAGGUCGACUUGGCUCGCCGGAUAUCCUACUCUAUAGAAUCCAAUGGUUCUCUGCUUCUGCAGCCUCUCACUAAAGACCACCAGGGGAAGUGGGAGUGCAGCGCUUCUAACCGUGUUGCUUCAGUGAAAGCCAGCACACAAGUGUUUGUCCUUGGAACAAGUCCCCAUGCAGCUACCUCUCUGUCUGUCUCUUCAGGGGUGAAGCAGGCCAACAUAUCCUGGGAGGCUGGCUUUGAUGGAGGAUCAGCACAGACAUUUUCAGUUUGGGUGAAGAAGAUUUCAGGACGCGAUAAUAACGGGAAGCGGGAAUGGUUUUCUGUGCCUGUUCCUCCCUCAUCAGGAACCAGGCUGCAGGUGACAGGCCUGUCUCCUGCCACGGACUACCAGUUCAGCAUCCUGUCUCAGAAUAAAAUAGGCUCUGGGCCUUUCAGUGAUAUCAUCACUGCACGGACUUUAGAUCCUCCGCUGAGGAGAAGUAAACUAAAGCCCCCUGGGUCGCUGUCAGCUGAUCAGGGCUCAGCAGGUGUUAUUCUGCAAUGGUCCCUUCCUGAAGCUCAGCAUCCUCCCAUCACAGGCUUUGUACUUCAGUCCCGCACCGAACAAGGGGAGUGGUUUAAUUUGGAUGAGGACAUCAGUGCCAACAGUAGCGAGAUAGUCGUUCCGGGUCUGCACAAGGACUGUGUGUACGAGCUGCGGCUGCUAUCUCGUCGCGGGGACUUGCUGAGCGAGCCCAGUCCAUCAGUCAAUGUCUCCACAGUGGGCAUGAAGGUCUACCCUGCCACAUCCCGACUCCUGGAAUACGUCCCCGAGCCGUUAUUAGCCGGCGUGCUGGGUGGGGUGGGCUUCAUGUUUUUGGCACUGGUGGUACUGCUGGGGUCGGCCUGGAUCAUCAGCUACAAACGGGACCAGCGGCGUAGAAGGAAGAAGCAUGAGCCCCCUCCUGUCAUCCAUAAACGCUCCCCAUCAAUUAAGACUUCAGGCACCGGCAGUCCAGACAGUGUGUUGAAGAAAAGCCUACUUCCAGCCAGCAUCCUCUAUCCCACCACUUCCUCUACCACCACCUCCUCCUCACAGACAGACUGUUCCUCCUUCAGUGCUGAGAAUCAUCAACGACGGAAGCAUCCUCUGUCAAACUACAACAGAGGUCGCCUUAUGAGAACAACUUCAACUCCUGUUUCCCCUUCAAUAGAGUUGAUCUCAAGAGGUCCAGAUGGGCGCUUUGUACUCCCACCAUAUGACACGUUUAGUGUUCGAAGCAAGAAAAACGCAAGGGACAGCCAACUAGUGGGAGUCCGAAGGUCUUUGUCGCUACACUCUGAGAGGGAGGACAGAAAAGAGCCACCGUUUGUACUCUCUGUUGAUCUCCCGCCUUGCAAAUCAGCAGUGGCUAAUUCUGCAAGUCAAAUUUGUGGUAUGGCCCAGCGUGUGCCCGAUUAUAGUCCUUAUAUCUUGAAUCAGAAUGCUCCCACAUCUCCGUCAUAG
Molecule: messenger RNA, 3073 nt
Organism: Cheilinus undulatus (humphead wrasse)
Lineage: Eukaryota; Metazoa; Chordata; Actinopteri; Labriformes; Labridae
Gene: igsf9a
Product: immunoglobulin superfamily, member 9a
Exons: 20
Coding region: 236-3073 (945 amino acids)
Biological process (GO): cell-cell adhesion
Molecular function (GO): protein binding
Source: RefSeq, a predicted model, not a curated record